AUGUCUUCCAUCACGCGAAGAAAACCCUCUGAUGAGGAUAAAAAACAAUCUCGUCGACAAAUUAGUAAAGUAUUAGAAAACUUUCUAAAGCUUAAAUUGGAAACUGCUGAUAAUUAUAAUCAUGCCGCAGUGAGUAGAUCUUCCGUUAACAGCUCCGUUGGUGGCGGUAUACGUCGUACCGAAAUUAGAGAGGUCUCGGCAUCAAUGCCAUCGGUAUAUCCGCCUCGAAUAAGUGCUAGCGUUGAAGUCAUUGGUUAUAGGAAUUCCAGUAGCAAUACUACCACAGCCAGGGAACGUUCCAGUUCUGCGUCAAAGAGAGAAAGUUCUGGCUCCGCAUCAAAGCGAGAAAGUUCUGGCUCCGCAUCAAAGCGAGAACGCUCUGGAUCUGCGCCAAAAAGAGAACGCUCUGGAUCUGCGUCAAGGAGAGAGCGCUCUGGUUCUGGUACUUCUUCGAGAAGAAAAAGUAAGCUAACUUUGAAUUGGAAGAAAGUCAAAAAGCUUUCUGCCCUCAUUAACCGAACCGACUCUAAAGUUGAUCAGCCACAAUCACCUACAGGUCAAGCUAUAGUACAAAAGAAUGAAAUAAGUGAAAGUUGGAGGAAUGGCGAUCGCUCUAAUUUCUAUCAGUAUGGUAUCUCUGCUGAAGAUGAUACAGAACCCACAGCAGGGAUUAGCACCGAAGAGACGAAGAAAAGUGAAGGCAAUGGAAUAACUGCGGUACCAGCUGAAUUAACGCGUAGUAAAUGGUCUAUGCUUAGACAAGUAUCUAGAGACAGUUCAUGCAACAGUGAAAGAGGAAGCCCUGUAGAAGGAAGCGAAGAAGAUAAGAAAAUGAUGUAUGUUGCUCAAUGGCUAGCAGCUCUUUCUGAGAGAAAUGAUUUAAGACUCGCCGAUAUGGGGCUUGGCAACUGCUCUUAUACUACAAAAAAGAAAACAUACAAACGAUUUCAGAAAAUGGCCAGUGAGGCUAUCCGCAAAACAUCAAAUGCAGAGGUAGUUGGUUCGCCUGAAUUAUCCUCGCCCCAGCAAAUGGCCCAAAUCGCUACCGUUUUAGAUUUAAGUGGAAGUAUCAUUUCUGCUUGGGGUAAUAUUGGUGACUUAGCGGACAAAGUCAAGAAACACACUAAAAAGUUUAUACAUGACACAUUUACUGAAUGGAUUAUCAUGCAAGGAGGAUGGGGUUCGUUUGAUCCAGCUGUAGACGAUUAGCUAGCUGAGAUGAUUAUCUUGACCUUCAAGAGUGUACUUUUCAACUGUCGAGUAAACACAAACACAACAUUUAUACAAUACUCAAAGUUUCAACUAGUGGAUACAAUACAGUAGUGAAAUUAGAAUUGCGUAAUGCAUUCUUAACAUGCUGCAUUUAUUGAUUGGCGCGAAGGCAUAUUUUGCGGUGCAGCUUUUUAAAAAAUAAACAGUUUUUGUAUUAUAGUGUAUCAGCAUCGUUUCAAUGUAAUAUAUGCGCUUACAUACCUGUAUGUGGCGCUUUUGGAAAUGAGUUUAACAAGGACAUUUAAACUCUUAAA
This is a messenger RNA of Trichoplax adhaerens, 1526 nucleotides long. RefSeq lists its product as uncharacterized. The transcript has 5 exons. NCBI's taxonomy places the organism in Eukaryota, Metazoa, Placozoa, Uniplacotomia, Trichoplacea, Trichoplacidae. The record is from RefSeq and is a predicted model, not a curated record. Bases 1 to 1209 code for a protein of 402 amino acids.